Messenger RNA from Balaenoptera acutorostrata (minke whale), 2663 nucleotides. RefSeq names its product HGF activator (gene HGFAC). The coding region runs from base 965 to 2593 and encodes 542 amino acids. Gene Ontology annotation, molecular function: serine-type endopeptidase activity; calcium ion binding. Gene Ontology annotation, cellular component: rough endoplasmic reticulum; extracellular region. The transcript is spliced from 14 exons. The record is from RefSeq and is a predicted model, not a curated record. Gene Ontology annotation, biological process: blood coagulation; zymogen activation. NCBI's taxonomy places the organism in Eukaryota, Metazoa, Chordata, Mammalia, Artiodactyla, Balaenopteridae.
CCACGGGGCCAGCUGGGGCGACAACUGUGGCCGCAUCCGGGGGGCGACACCCCAGUGUCCGUUCACAGACCUGGGCAGGACCCCAAGCCAGGUCUCUGUGGCCCUGGUGCCUGGCCAGGGCUUGGGAUGGGGAGGAGGGCAGCCCAGGACAGAGGUGGGAUGGCACGGGUGGUCCUGGCUACGGUGGGGAAGCCCAGGGGUGAGAGGGCUUCCUGAGCGGGGUGCCCCAGCGGGUCCAGGAGCAGUGGCGGAGGGGAGCUAGGACAGCAGGCAGGGCUCUGGUAUUGCCCACCUCCUCCACUCCACUCCCCCUCCCCCCGGGGGCCCCACCCCAGGCUCGUCCUGGGAGGCACAGGCAGAAGUGCUGCAGAAAAGGGCGGCAGAGAUCCCUGUCCUGGGGGGCACUGUGUGCAAUGGUGCACACGCCCUCCUCUCUGUGCCUGGCCUCUUGCAGGCCAGGGGGCCACACCCCAUGCUCCAGGCCUGGGCCCUCAAAAGGGCUCAGCAUCUGUAGGUGCUCUGGUUAGUAUAGCUCACAAAUAGACAGUGGCCAGCCCUGUGGCCACGUAGGGACCGGAAGCUGGGGCUGUGGGGGUCCAGGCCCCUUCCUGCCGUGUCAUCCUGGAAGACUUCCUGGAGGAGGCGUCACAGCUGAGACUCGAGGACAUUGUCAGGUCCAGGACCAGCACAGCUGAGGCCAGAGGGGACGGCUGGCUCAGGCAGGAACCAAACGGAACCCCCAGAAUAUAACGCCACAGUGACCCCUGGGACUCCCGCGAUCCCCGUAACCUCGGUGACCCCCAGGACCCCAGCCACAGCGACAGCGCCCAAGGCAGAGGGACCCCAUGGUGGGGGGCUUAUCCACCUGCCCAGGGCAGCCCCCUCCAAUAGCAGCCCUGGGGACACAGCGGUGCUCACCGAGGCCGGGCAGGCCUGCAGGUUCCCCUUCCGCUAUGGCGGCCGCAUGGUCCACUCCUGCACUACAGAGGGCAGCGCCCACAGGAAGUGGUGUGCCACGACUCACAACUAUGACCGGGACAGGGCCUGGGGCUACUGUGUGCAGGCUUCCACUCCCCGGGAGGGCCCAGCUGCCCCGGAUCCCUGUGCCUCUGGCCCCUGCCUCAACGGGGGCUCGUGCUCCAGCACCCAGGACCCCGAGUCGUACCACUGCGCCUGCCCCGUGGCCUUCACCGGCAAGGACUGCGGCACGGAGAAAUGCUUUGACGAGAGCCGCUACGAGUACCUGGAGGUGGGCGAUCGCUGGGCCCGCGUGCACCGGGGCCGAGUGGAACAGUGCGAGUGUGUGGGGGGCCAGGUCCGGUGCCAGGGCACCCGCCACACAGUUUGUCUGAGCAGCCCCUGCUUGAACGGGGGCACCUGUCACCUGAUCGUGGCCACCGGGACCACUGUGUGUGCCUGCCCUCCAGACCACGCCGGGCGGCUCUGCAACAUUGUGCCGGCCCAGCCCUGCUUCGUGGGGAGCGGCACCGAGUACCGAGGUGUGGCCAGCACGGCGGCCUCGGGCCUCAGCUGCCUGGCCUGGAACUCCGACCUGCUCUACCAGGAGCUGCACGUGGACUCUGUGGGCGCCGCGGCCCUCCUCGGCCUGGGGCCCCACGCCUACUGCCGGAACCCGGACAAAGACGAGAGGCCCUGGUGCUACGUGGUGAAGGACAGCGCGCUCUCCUGGGAGUACUGCCGCCUGGCAGCCUGCGAAUCCCUUGCCAGAAUUCAGCCCCCGCCCACCGAGGCCCUGCUGAGCCUGCCUGGGCCCGCGGCAGCUGGACCAGCCGGACGCCAGACCUGUGGCAAGAGGCACAAGAAGAGGAGCUUCCUACGGCCACGCAUCAUCGGCGGCUCGUCCUCGCUGCCCGGCUCCCACCCCUGGCUGGCCGCCAUCUACAUCGGGAACAGCUUCUGUGCAGGGAGCCUUGUCCAUACCUGCUGGGUGGUGUCUGCCGCCCACUGCUUCUCCAACAGCCCCCCCAGGGAAAGUGUCUCUGUGGUCCUGGGCCAACACUUCUUCAACCGCACGACGGACGUGACGCAGACGUUCCGCAUAGAGAAGUACAUCCCGUACCCCCUGUACUCAGUGUUCAACCCCAGUGACCAUGACCUCGUCCUGAUCCGGCUGGAGAAGAAGCGGGAGCGCUGUGCUGUCCGCUCGCAGUUCGUCCAGCCCAUCUGCCUGCCUGAGCCCGGCAGCGCCUUCCCCGCUGGGCACAAGUGCCAGAUUGCGGGCUGGGGCCACCAGGAUGAGAAUGUGAGUGGCUACUCCAGCUUGCUGCGGGAGGCCCUGGUCCCCUUGGUCGCCGACCGCAAGUGCAGCAGCCCGGAGGUGUACGGGGCAGACAUCAGCCCCAACAUGCUGUGCGCCGGCUACUUCGAUUGCAGGUCUGACGCCUGCCAGGGGGACUCAGGCGGGCCCCUGGCCUGCGAGAAGAACGGCGUGGCCUACCUGUACGGCCUCAUCAGCUGGGGUGACGGCUGCGGGCAGCCCAACAAGCCCGGCGUCUACACCCGCGUGGCCAGUUACGUGGACUGGAUCAGCGACCGGAUUCGGCCCCCCAAGCGGCCUGUGAAUCCCUCCUGAGACCACCCCUGGGGACAUCGUGCCUCCUGCCGUUCCCUCCUCACUGGCAAUAAACAUGUUUCCAAAAAGA